UCUUAAUCUCUCUCUCUCUUUCUCUUGAAUUUGUCAUGUUGUUCUCUCAUGGGGUGGGUGGCUCUGUAAGUAUCCUCUCUUAAAAUGUGGCAAACAAAUGCAAAACUCUGUCCUGUAACUCUUUUUUCUCUUCUCUCUUUCUCUCUCAUGGAAAUUAUUGAUUAUUUCUCCUCUCCCUUUCCUGAAAAAGCCAUGGAAAAGUAAUAUUUUUGUGACAAAGAAAUCAUCUUUUGAUUGCAUUUCUUACUCUGACUCAUACACAGGAGAGAAAAACUAAAAGGGGAUCCUAAAUUUGCAAUAAAGAGGGAAAACUGCCACUCAAUAUUCAUAGAGAAAGCUUUGAAGAAUGAAUGGUCUCUCACAUCUUCAGCCAGAUUACUCUGAGUUUGUUGAAGUUGAUCCAACUGGAAGAUAUGGCAGAUACAAUGAAAUUCUUGGCAGAGGAGCUUCAAAGACAGUUUAUAGAGCAUUUGAUGAGUAUGAAGGGAUUGAAGUUGCUUGGAACCAGGUCAAGCUCUAUGAUUUCCUGCAAAGCCCUGAAGAUCUUGAAAGGCUUUACUGUGAGAUUCAUCUCCUCAAGACAUUGAAGCAUAAAAACAUAAUGAAAUUUUAUACUUCUUGGGUUGAUACUGCAAACAGGAACAUCAACUUUGUGACUGAAAUGUUCACUUCUGGGACUUUGAGACAGUACCGGCUAAAGCACAGGAGAGUUAACAUUAGAGCAGUGAAGCAUUGGUGUAGGCAGAUCUUGAGAGGACUUCUUUAUCUCCAUAGCCAUGACCCCCCUGUGAUCCAUAGAGAUCUAAAAUGUGACAACAUCUUUGUCAAUGGCAAUCAAGGGGAAGUGAAGAUUGGAGAUCUUGGCCUUGCUGCUAUUCUUCGAAAAUCACAUGCUGCUCACUGUGUUGGGACACCAGAGUUUAUGGCCCCAGAAGUGUAUGAAGAGGCAUAUAAUGAGCUGGUGGAUAUUUAUUCUUUUGGGAUGUGCAUUUUGGAAAUGGUCACUUUUGAAUAUCCAUAUAGUGAAUGCACUCAUCCAGCUCAAAUAUAUAAGAAAGUUAUCUCUGGCAGAAAACCUGAUGCUUUGUAUAAAGUGAAGGAUCCAGAAGUAAGACAAUUCGUGGAGAAAUGCUUGGCAACUGUAUCACUUAGGCUUUCAGCUAGAGAGUUGUUGAAUGAUCCAUUUCUCCAAAUUGAUGACUGUGAAUCCAAUUUUAAACCUGUAGACUAUGGGUCAGAAUUCGAUGGCAUGAGUACUCUCAUAAGGCAACCUUACCUUGAAUUUCAUGAAAAUACUUAUCCCUACAGUGGUGGAUACUCAAAUGGCUAUAGCUAUGAAGCUCAGGAUGAAUUAGAAUAUCAUCCUGUUGAAUUUGAACAUAGUGGUAUUGAACUUUUCAAGUAUCAUGAUGAAGAACAUUCUGCAAAUGUUGACAUAAGUAUAAAAGGGAAGAGGCAAGAUGAUGGUGGAAUCUUUUUAAGGCUCCGGAUUACAGAUAGAGAUGGGCGCAUUCGAAACAUAUAUUUCCCUUUCGACAUUGAAACAGACACUGCGUUGAGUGUGGCCACUGAAAUGGUUGCGGAACUAGAUAUUACUGAUCAAGAUGUGACCAAAAUUGCAGAUAUGAUUGAUGGGGAAAUUGCUUCAUUGGUUCCAGAAUGGAGGCCAGGGCCAGGCAUAGAGGAAACGCCUCGCUUUGCAAAUCAAACCUUCUGUCAUAAUUGUGCUUCCAAUCGUACUUCUAAUGGUUCACUUGUAGACUUUCUAUCAAAUAAUCCAUGUUGUAGAAAUGGAUGUGCUUCCAUGCAUGGCCGAUUCGAAGAGAUAACAUUCCAGGCUGAUGAACCUGAGCAUCAUCUGUCAGAAAAUGCUCCAAACCUACUGAGCCAUUCUGACUCCUUGCAGUAUCAGGAAAUUUGGGGUCAACAUGAAAGCCGUGAACUUACUCCAGUGGGCUCUGGAAGAAGCCAUUCAGAUGAAGAAUAUGAAAGAACUGAUCAAUCAAUCUCAACCAAGGAUGAGAAUAAUGUAAAGAUGGAAAAUGACUUUCAAUCUGGUGCAGGACCUCUACACUUAAGUUUUGGUUCGCUUUCCUUGUGCAGUGACCUCUCAGACAGUAACGAGAACAAAGUCCAGCAAGAGUUAAGAUGGCUUAAAGCAAAGUACCAAAUCGAGUUGGGGAAACUUAGAGAUCAACAAUUAACAAUCGUAUCAAAAUCUUCUUCUAGCAAUAUAGAAUGCAAACAAGGUAAUGGGAUUUUUUCACCUGCAGUAACAAAUUCAUUUCAAGAAACUAGCAAUGGGAAUCUCUUCAAAUCAUUAGGCCAUGAGAAGUUGUAUGGUCCCACUUUGCACACUGAUCUGAAUAAGAGGGCCAGAAAUUGCAGGGCAAUCAAGGAAUCCUCAAGAACAGGUGACAUGGUCCCUGCCAAGAGUUUCUACAACAGCUCAUUGCUUCCUCACUCACUUCACAGGACAACAUCCCUCCCAGUUGAUGCUGUUGAUGUAUAAUAUGUGUAAGAGACUUUUUUUUUUUAAUUUUUUUUUUUCAUUCUUUUGUAAGUCCUUACAACAGAGGCUUUAUUACAACUGUUAACCAAUCCACCAUCAAUGUGCUAAUGCCCUACAAGCCAGCCCAUGAUCAUGAACUCACUUGUGGUGAUAUGGGCAUUAAGUAAUUAUGAUGAGAGAUGCAAAGUCAUGUAGAAUCUCAAAUGGAGAUGUGAUUCCAUGUAUAUUAUCCAUUUUCCCACAAAAAUAGUAAAAUAGAGCAACAAGAUGCUGUUAGAGAUGUAGAAGAAAGAUGAGUUGAGAUCAUGUAAGAUCUUUAGAUACAAUGAAUUGGUUGAGUAAUCUGUGUAUGCUACCUACUGGCUUUUGAACUACCAAGAAGGCUGGUUAUUAUUAGCUCUCAAUCAUUGGAACUUGCUGGGUUCCAGGUGUAAUGGAUCAAGCUGAAUUAAAGUCCCAUGUGCACAUUCCGUUCA
This is a messenger RNA of Manihot esculenta (cassava), 2988 nucleotides long. RefSeq names its product probable serine/threonine-protein kinase WNK9. The record is from RefSeq and is a predicted model, not a curated record. Gene Ontology annotation, molecular function: protein serine/threonine kinase activity; ATP binding. Gene Ontology annotation, biological process: protein phosphorylation; intracellular signal transduction. The coding region runs from base 347 to 2512 and encodes 721 amino acids. The transcript is spliced from 7 exons. Lineage: Eukaryota; Viridiplantae; Streptophyta; Magnoliopsida; Malpighiales; Euphorbiaceae. Gene Ontology annotation, cellular component: cytoplasm.